CUCUACCGGCACCGACACCGACGGACAGCAAACUGAUGACGUGGUUCGGUCCGUCGACCAGAGCAGCAGUAUGGCCGACCAGAGCAGGCAAAUCAAACUCGCUGCAGCUAAGAAAAAGCUGAAGGAGUUUCAGCAGAAGAGCUCCCCUGCAAGUGUGGGAGGAGAAAAGGGUGGAGGAGGUGGAGGUGGAGGAGGUGCAGGGGCCAAGAAGAAGAGGAAAGGGAAAGGGCCGAAUCAACACGAUGCAGCUUCGACAGACAGAAACUCUCCAGUUAAUUUUGACCGUAUUUUGAAAGCAUUUACUCAAAGCAAUGGAGUAGUCCUCCCUCCUUAUGGCAACAGUCAGGCGUUUGCUGACAUGGAGGUCAUGGGCUCCUCAGAUCCACAGCUACUGGAGGACCCAUCGGCCGAGCCUGGUCGUGUCUCACCUGUAUCUAACACUGCUAGCCCUAACACUGCUACUAACUCUGAGUCUGCCGGUCACAACUCUGACCUGCAGGACUAUCCUGAUACCAAUGGCAAUGAGAGUUUAACAGAAGAAAACAGACCGUUGUCUUCCACUGAGAGCCUGCGACAGCUCUCCCAGCAGCUGAAUGGCCUGGUCUCUGAGACAUCUUCUGCAUAUGUGAACGGAGAUGGUGCACCUUUGGUCAGUGAAAGAGAACUUGAGAGUCAGAACCAGGAGCUGGCAGCCGCCCUGGAGUCCAGCAACCUAACAAACUCUCAGCUCAAUACCAAGCUAGACCAGCUGGUUCAGCACUCUCAGGGGCUUUCAGAUCAGCUUCAAAAGGAGAGAAAGGAGUUUGAACAGAAAUUUUCGAAGGAACAGGGAGCGAUGCGGGAGCAAUUACAGGUUCACAUCCAGACCAUCGGCAUACUGGUAUCAGAGAAGUCAGAGCUCCAAACAGCACUACAGUACACACAACAGGCUGCACGGCAAAAAUCAGGGGAGGCAGAGGAAUUGAAUAACCGUCUGCAGGCAACAAAGCAGAGAGUGUCAGAGCUGGAGAGGACUCUUUCCUCCGUAUCAACACAGCAGAAGCAGUUUGAAAAGCACAACAAAGAAUUUGAAAAGGAGAGAGACAGUCUGAGGCUAGAGGUGUUUAGACUAAGCAAUUUGAGUGAGGAGUCACAGCAGCAGAGCUCCGAGCUUUCAGAGCAGUUAAAGCUGAGGUCUGAGGAGAACGUAGCGAUGAGGCUGGAGCUUGAAGAGCUUCAAAAGAGGCUCGAAAUGGCUGACCUCAUGUUGCAACAGUUCACCAAUCAGUCAGAACCCUCCAGUGCCAGCCAGCAGGUCCAGUUACUUGCGGAAGAGAAGCAGCAGCUAGAGGCACACAAUCACCAGCUGAUUGAGUCGAUAGCUCGGCUGCAGACGGAGAGGGAUGUCUAUGCCGGGCAGAUCCAGGAGGAGGGCCGAAUUUGGAAGGACAAAACCGAACAGCUGCUAACACAGGUGUCUCUGGUUGCAGAGGAGAGGGACAGAAAUAUCAGCAGAGUCCAAGAACUGGAGGCCAGCAUCACAGAGCUAAAACAUGCUACAGCGUUGUUGUCCCAGGAGAGACACUCUCAGAAAGAAGCAGCGCCUCAGUCCUCGGGGCCAUCAGAGAGUGAAGUGGCUCUGCAGGAGGCCCUCAGUACUCUACAACAGGAGAAAGACGCUUUAACUGCACAGUUCCAGGCACAGCUUCGAGAUAACCAGCAGCUGAGCCGGCUGUGUGCAGAGCAGGAGACGCGUCUUGGGGAGAUGGAGCGGCAGGUGGAGAGCCAGGUCCAGGAGUCAGACGACCGUCGGCGCAUGUUAGAGGACGUUCAGUCAGACAAGGCUACGAUUAGCCGUGCCCUCACCCAGAACCGCACUCUGAAGGACCAGCUGGCUGAGCUACAGAACGGCUUCGUCAAACUGACCAAUGAGAACAUGGAGCUGACCACCGCCAUCCAGUCAGAGCAACAUGUGAAAAAAGAGCUCGCUCGCAGAAUGGGUGAACUGCAAGAAAAUCUACACAACGUCAAGGAACAGCUGGAACUGAAAUCUAAGGAGGCUCAGGGUCUGUUGGAGCAGAGAGACCAGGUAGCAGCCCACCUUCAGCAGUACUGUGCGGGCUACCAGACCCUGGCCUCUGAGCGGGAACAGCUCAACCAUCAUUAUCUGCAGCAGGUCCAGCUCAUGGACCGGCUGCAGCACGAUGAAAGUCACGGCCGCGUGCAACUGGAGAUCAGCCACAAUCAGCUGAAACAAGCACAGGAGCAUUUAGAGCUGUUGGUCAGAGACAAUGAGCAGCUGAAGGCUGAGGUGAAUGAGCUGCUCAACAGUUCAGGUCUCAGCCCGUCACCCAGAGACCAAGGCGAUGGAGUGGAAAGCCAGUCCCUACAAGAGAGCCCAAAGAAGUCUUCUUCUAUAGUUAUCCCAGAAGACUUUGAGAGCCAGAAGGAGAUGGAGGAGUUCAUAAGAGGAGCUUUGGCUGAGCUGGAGGCAGACAGGGACGAGGCCAGGAGGCAACUGGAGGAGGAGCACCGGCUCCACAUGGCAGCCCGUCACCAGGCCACUGUGGCCCUCAGUCUCCAGCACCAACACCAGAGCCACGAACCUGCUCAUGACCAUCAUCACGAGCACGAGCACACUCAGGACCAGCACAGUCACUGUGAACACAGCCAUGAACACUCAGAUGGAGGUGUACCUGUGGAAGUUCAUCAGGCCCUGCAAGCCGCAAUGGAGAAGCUUCAGCGACGCUUCACCUCCCUAAUGCAAGAGAAAGCUGACCUGAAGGAGAGGGUGGAGGAGCUGGAGCACCGCUGCAUCCAGCUGUCUGGAGAGACUGACACUAUAGGAGAGUAUAUUGCCCUGUACCAGAGUCAGCGCGCCAUCAUGAAGCAGAAACACCAGGAGAAGGAACAGUACAUCAGCAUGCUGGCCCAGGACAAGGAGGAGAUGAAGGCGAAGCUGGCAGAGCUGCAGGACCUGGUGAUGAGGCUGGUGGCUGAGAGGAACGACUGGUACAGCCGCUACACUGGAGCUGUGUCGGGCGCAGGAACAGUGAACCCUGACCUGCUACCUGUUGGGGAGGAUCACACACACCCAGAGCAUCAAGCACACACACACACAGAGUUUAAUGCUGUCAAUGGAGCAGAAGCCAUGGAGGUCAUCCCUCUGUCGGAGCCCGCCACCGGCGAGGAAGCCUCCUCAGCACACACGCUUUCCUCUGGAUCAGCCCAGACUGACUCCAAGCCUAUGGUGCCCAAAGAGGACGGCACAGCCCAGCAGAUCAUGCAGCUGCUCCAAGAGAUCCAGAACCCCCAGAGGGCGCCAAGAUCGCCCCCCUUCCUCGGAGAGAACCCAUGCAUCCCCUUCUUCUACCGGCCGGACGAACAGGACGAAGUCAGGAUCCUGGUGGUGUGAGGUGUGUGUGUGUGUGUGUGCGACAGAAGCUUUAUGCUCGCGUGUGAGAGAACCAUAUUGGACUUGUCUUGAAAUCUGAAGAAAAUAAAACACAACUGUUCCUAUCUUAUUUAUCACAGUCACAAACACUUAAAGAACUUUGACCACCUUCAGAAGUCGUCACAGGAAUGUGAAUCACUUUAACUUGAUUGAAUUGAAAAGCCCCCUCUCUGUUCUGUGUGUUGGCACUGGAGUGUGCGUUCUUGGAUAGAGAGUUUCCUGUUUUGUUUUUUUUCCUAUAAUGCUCUUUCCAGAGAAGUGAUAAUCAGUAUUCCUUAAGGCAAUCUGAUUAUUCUCCUUACCACAAUUCUUUAUUCCCAUCCCCCUCUCGCCUCCCAUCUUACACAUAAGUGCAAUAAAGGGGGCGUAUAUGCCAACCCCUCGCUGAUAAACAGCUGUAAAAAUAAGCAGCCUAUUGAUGUGCACAUUUAAUGUAGUACAAAUCUCAGUUUUAACACAAUUCACUGUAGAAAUGCCAAAAAAAAAAUGAGCAUCAAGAUUGAAUGUAAUAACGUGUUUAUUUACGUGUGGGGUUGUGUGAAAUGUGAGGGAGGGAAAGGUGAUGAUGGGGAAACAUUGAAAGAGUGGAAGAGGUGUAAAAGAAAGUCAGUAAAGAAAGUCAGCGCACACACUAGCAUGCGCUGUUCUGUUUGAAAGUCGAGAGCUCGCUGGUCACAUGAUAGUAUUCAGGAAGACGGAGGCAGGUGUGACGGAUUGGUUUCUUUUCUUGAACCAGCUUUUUUUUGUCUGAGUUAUCUUUUUCCUCUGGACACUGAAAGCAAGUCAUGUUUGUUAAGUGCAAAAUGUUAAUAUAUGUGAAACUUUUGUGUUGCCAUGUCGUCACACAGAAUUCACCGCUGUUACAAAAAGGUGUUUUCUAAGUCAUGGAGGGGGAUAGAUGCAAUCUGAAGACCCCAUGAACACUUUCUGAUCUGGAUCAUCAAGGUGUUCUCUUGUUCACAGUGUAAUAUGGAUACAUAUUAGAGCUUUGAGUGUGAGCUUGGGGCUGCUUUACACUUUAUUGUACUUUAUCUUUAUGUCACUUAUGUUAUUGAUACCAUGGCACAGGGACAUGAGGAAGUUACUGGGAGUUUAGUGUUCAAAUCUCUGUCUCUCUACUUCAAUUCUUUUUUCUUCCUUCUAAUAUUUUCUGUGAUCAGGAGGUAUUCGUUGGCCUUUUAUCAAACUGGAGCUUCAUCGUCUACUUCAUGGGUUCUUCAAAGAUUCCUAUGAAGUCUACACUAAAAAUAAAAGGCCAUUCUUUUCCGUUACGUUUUCUUGCAUUUCCACAUAUCAAAGAUGAAUUAAUGCACAUCCUUUACAACUGGAAUGUGUGAGCUUGUAUUUGAUGUGUGAUCCAAACAGCCCCCCCAACCCCACUUCAGCCGAAGUUGCAUCUGUUGUAUUUUUUUUUUUUUUUUUUUUCUAGAGUUCUAUCAGAUUAUAUAAGUAUGAUUGCACUAAAUCUGUACAGAGCUUCUCAUUCUGACGGUUGGAGAGAGACGCUUCCUACCACAGAGCCUCUUCCUAACGUCUGUGGAGGAGAAGAGGAACCCUAUGAAGCCCCUCUGUGAGGCGGAGGUUUCCAACCCGAAAGCAAGUGAAUUGAAAGUGUGUUGGCUUGUGUGUUUGUGCAGUGUUGCACUUUGAGGAUGGAUGAGGAAGGUUUGUAAAUAUAAGUAGACUAAAAGAGAUUGCUUGCAUUAAGAAUUUGUAAAAUGAUUCCUGAAAGUGAGGGACCAAUCCCAAUUUGAGAAAAUGAACAACUCUUUAUCAGAACUGGAAAAACAAAACCAGUCAUUGGUUUAUAUUUUAUAAAAAAGCAACAUGUAACUUAUUCUUCUCUGGGCAUUAAAUCAGCUAGAACUGAUCCCAAUUGAAUAUCUAUUUCUCUUUUCACUAAUUUCAGAGAGCUGCAAUAUCACAGCAAUUUUUUGCAGAGUGCUCUGUUUUCCACAAGUCGCUCCAUGAGUUUAAUAUGCCAUGAUACACGAGUCUCAUUGCUUUUUGCUACUUUUUGAGGGUAUUUUUACCCUCUCAUUUGGAUGUCUUUUAAGAUCUGUUGUGUUUACUUUGAGGUAGAAGACACUUUAUUUAAUUGCACACAUGACAUUUGGUCACUUAAAAAGUGAGUAGUGAGCAGUACAGAAAGCAUUAGUGCAUUUGAGGCCUAUUAUUCAAACCAAAAUGUAUUGAAGAUUUAUUGUGGAGGCCAUAUGGUCUGUAACUGAUGCUCUGCAUCUGACCUAAACAACAGCGCUUUGGUUUAAGUGCUGUGUUGGCAGCCAUUCUUGAUUUAAAAAUUCCUCUCCUCAUAGCAUUCUUACACUUUUUGGUUUCCUUUGUGUGCCACAAAAACUUACUUUUCCUUCGUUUUGUACUUGGGAGUGGGUAUACCAAGAGAUAAAUAUUCAUUAGAAAGAUUAUAGUGUUAUUUCCGGGCUCGCAAAUUAACAGACGUGGAUAAAAUGACUUCCCAUUCUUUUUAAUUCACUGUUGAAAAUCUAAUGUGUGAUUCAAAGAAAUAGCGACGUGAAAUCAUCUAUUGUCUUUACUGUAAAGGAGGUGGUGUAUAUACUGUAACUGUGUAACAUAUUGUAUAUUCAUUAUGCCUGGCGGUGUGUGUGGGGGGGGAAACUGCUCUGCCAUGUUUGCUGGCAGUGAGAAGUGUUUGUAUGCCUGUUAGUUCAGAGUGGGGGUGUUGGCGGUUGGAUGGUUGUGAUUUAUUACAAAGAUUGACUAAGAAAAGCAAAGAGAAAAUAUUCUAUUUAUUUGGAUAAGUUAGUAUCUCGACUAAUCAGUUUUAAUGUAUAAUAGAAAUGACUUUGGAUGGAAAUGAAGGAUCUAAAAAAAAAGACUGAUUUGUUGAAGGGCUGCUUCUGACAGAAGCUUACUGAUUUGUUUUUCUUCCUUGAGUAAUAUUUUCUCCCCUUCUCCUGAAUAAAGCUGAUUGAGCAACUUUAACACA
Molecule: messenger RNA, 6401 nt
Organism: Labrus bergylta (ballan wrasse)
Lineage: Eukaryota; Metazoa; Chordata; Actinopteri; Labriformes; Labridae
Gene: golga2
Product: golgin A2
Biological process (GO): Golgi organization
Cellular component (GO): Golgi cisterna membrane; cis-Golgi network; Golgi cis cisterna
Molecular function (GO): protein binding
Source: RefSeq, a predicted model, not a curated record